Molecule: messenger RNA, 216 nt
Organism: Emiliania huxleyi CCMP1516
Lineage: Eukaryota; Haptophyta; Isochrysidales; Noelaerhabdaceae
Exons: 1
Biological process (GO): regulation of gene expression
Cellular component (GO): cytoplasm; nucleus
Molecular function (GO): mRNA binding
Source: RefSeq, a predicted model, not a curated record
CCGCGCGUGCUGAAGCUGCUCUUCCCGCACAACUCUUGCGGCGUGGUGAUGGGGCGAGGCGGCGAGUUCAUCCGGCAGCUCAUCACCGCCACCGGCGCCUCCGUCCGCAUCUCGCAGCCUUCCGAGAUGAUCGUGGCGACGCAGGAGCGCGUCGUGACGAUCUCGGGGAACGUCGCCGCCGUCGACGCCGCGCAAGACGCGAUCUUCCAGAGGAUG